This is a messenger RNA of Nicotiana tabacum (common tobacco), 1032 nucleotides long. The record is from RefSeq and is a predicted model, not a curated record. NCBI's taxonomy places the organism in Eukaryota, Viridiplantae, Streptophyta, Magnoliopsida, Solanales, Solanaceae.
AUGGUGUACAGUAAAAAAGGCACUGCAAACAAGAACAACGUGCAGCAGGUUGAGCAGAUUCACAGAAAUAAUUCGAAUCCUUUUGCUGCUCUUGGCAACGUGAAUGAUGAUGAUGGGAAGAUUGAUGGAGAGAAUUUACAGCUGGUGAAGAGAAAUUUGGUUACAAAUUCUUUAGCACAACACUACAAAUCUGAUGUUGAUCAUGCCACUGCUUAUAAGGCUCGACUAAACACCUCUAAUCAGGACAUUUCAUCCAACAAUGUUGUUAGUUUUUUAGAAGAAUUAGUGCACCCAACACGCAGUCAUGAGGCUUUUUCCAUGAUGUCUUCUGCAUCUAAAAGGCUAACAACAAAUGAGGAAAAAGAGGAUGAAGAGGAGUAUGAUUCUGAUAAGAAAUAUGAGGAAGAUGAAGACGAGUAUGUAUCCAAAAGUUGGGUAGAUCAGGUUGAGGAGGAGGAGUGUAUAGAGGCAGAUUCAACGGACAGUUAUCGGGCAAUUAUUAAAGAAAAUUCCAGUCCUACCAUCACACAAAUAGUCAAUACACCAAGAUCAAAGGCAUCAACAGGGAAGAAAAAGAAGUUGCAGCAGGUGCAACAUGCUGAAACAGUGAAACUGCACGAUCAGCAGGCUCCUAAGUCCUCCAAUGUUUUGUCAAGCAAGAGAGGUGUAAGUCCAAAUGCUCAUGUGUUUGUCCCUAGUGUGCAGAACCAAAAUGCAGCAAUGGUAUUGCGUAAUAAGGAUACUGUUUAUCCUAUCGACAAAGCUCUAACUACAGCUAUGUCAACAAACAAAAUUUCACAUACUGCAAGGUACAAUUUGACUCCGACAAACAUCCUUCAAGCACUUGUAUCUCAUGACAUGGAUACAUUGAAUCUACUUGGUAAGAAGGCAGUUGCUACUACUUCCAACACGAUUGGCAUGGUAGAUAACAGUCAUGAUCCAGGAGCUUUAGUGCUGCCAGGAUACAAUCAUAGUGACGCGUUUGGGAUGGAAGCGGGUCAAGAUUUUUAUGAAGAAGGGGAAGAGGAAUAA